Molecule: messenger RNA, 4737 nt
Organism: Clarias gariepinus (North African catfish)
Lineage: Eukaryota; Metazoa; Chordata; Actinopteri; Siluriformes; Clariidae
Gene: zbtb44
Product: zinc finger and BTB domain containing 44
Exons: 6
Coding region: 347-2317 (656 amino acids)
Biological process (GO): regulation of transcription by RNA polymerase II; positive regulation of gene expression
Molecular function (GO): protein binding; DNA-binding transcription factor activity, RNA polymerase II-specific; RNA polymerase II cis-regulatory region sequence-specific DNA binding
Source: RefSeq, a predicted model, not a curated record
GAAGAUGUAAACACCAACUGGCCCAGCAAAGGAGCUGCAGCUCCGAUACGGCUAGAUUUUUUUUUAUUUUUCCACCCGUUAUAUUUUAAAUACUUUUUUUCGGUAGAAGUUAAAGCAGUUAGUCACGACGUACAAGAAUGUGACAAUUUGCCACAAAAGAAAGGGAGAGAAGUAAUGAUGAAACCGCAGCACCAAUGAUAACACUGCCGAGCUAGCUAGCCCGCGCUAAUAUGGAUAGCUCGCUGGUUAGCUUCAUGCUCACGUAAUUUUUUCUUUUCUCAUGACAAACCUUCGUGUUUUUCCUGGUUUCGUUUAAAAGGAAAUCCAUCCUUUAUCAGUGGCGAAGAUGGGAGUGAAGACAUUUACCCACAAUUCACCCAGUCACAGCCAAGAACUGUUGGACAAGCUCAAUGCACUGCGCAGUGAGGGACACUUCUGCGAUGUUACUAUCCGUGUUCAGGGCCAGCUCUUCUCUGCCCACAAGGUGGUGCUAGCUUGCUGCAGCGACUUCCUUAAAGCUAAGCUCUCAGGGAAGCCAAGCGAGGACGAGGCCAGCUCGGAGGACAACAAGGCAGUUCUGGAUCUUCACCAUGUUACCGUAGCAGGCUUUGCUCCACUGCUGGAAUACGCCUACACGUCCACACUGUCUGUUAGCACAGAGAACAUCAUCGAUGUGCUGGCUGCUGCCAGCUACAUGCAGAUGUUUGCGGUAGCCAACACCUGCUCAGAAUUUAUGAAGUCCAGCAUUUUGUGGAACUCGUCCUCAGCUUCCGGCAACACCGCCACUCUUCACCGGCCCCAGGAAACUCCUGAAGGUACCACGACUUGCACUCUGACUCCACUGGAUGCCCUUUCACCGUCGCCAGUGUCUUCGGAAUGCAGCGCACCCGAGCGGCCUGUCCCUGUGUGCCGUGAGUCUCGCCGCAAACGCAAAGGCUUCGCCAGCCCACAACCAACCUCCUCUUCUUCUCCACAAGUACCAAAUCCUUCACCUUCUUCUUCUUCCUUCCCUGAGAGCUCUGCUCAGACCCUAGAACCCUCACUCGCUUUUUCUUGGACUUAUCCAUUUGGAGUAGAUCGACGCUUCACAUCAGAAAAGGCCAAACUUCCCGAGGGGUUGCUGGAGUCUAGUGGAGCAUCCGGUCAAGAUGGGGGCAGUCGGGCCCUGGUGGAGUACUUGUCCUGUGAGGGCCCUAGGUCUCUGAGUGUGGGUGGGACGGCCGUAGUAGAGGGGGAAGAGGAAGAUGUGCAAGUGAAAGUGGAAAGGCUAAGUGAUGAAGAUUCACACGAGGAGGCAUCUCAACCAGUUAGCGCUUCACACAGCACUCUGACUGACCAGCAAACUGUGCCUGGAAGUGAGCACACCCAGGAGGAUCUGCUCAUCAGCCCUCAGUCUUCAUCCAUAGGCUCCAUGGAUGAGGGGGUGACGGAGGGCCUUCAGUCCAUCCAGGGCACCCCGAACACCACUGGCCACAUGGAAGAGGACGAAAGGCUGGAAAAUGUUCAGUACCCUUACCACCUGUACAUCAGCCCUUCCACACGCCCAGGACUCAACGGGCCUGAGCGGCCGUUCCAGUGCCCAACGUGUGGAGUUCGCUUUACUCGUAUCCAGAACCUUAAGCAGCACAUGCUCAUCCACUCUGGCAUUAAGCCGUUCCAGUGCGACCGCUGUGGGAAAAAGUUCACACGGGCCUACUCCCUAAAGAUGCACCGUCUGAAGCAUGAAGGUAAACGCUGUUUCCGGUGCCAGAUCUGUAGCGCCACAUUCACAUCCUUCGGUGAAUAUAAGCACCACAUGAGGGUGUCCCGCCACAUCAUCCGCAAGCCUCGGAUUUACGAGUGCAAAACGUGCGGCGCCAUGUUUACCAACUCCGGCAAUUUAAUCGUACAUCUGAGGAGUCUGAACCAUGAGGCAUCAGAGCUAGCAAACUACUUCCAGACCAGUGAGUUCCUCCUCCCAGACUACUUGAGCCACAUGCAGGAGGAAGAGGAGGAGAACCUGGCCCAUUUUGAGAUGACCGAGCAAGCCUUCGAUGUCACCCCCACUUCCUCCUCCUCUUCUUCAUCAGUACAAACGCCCGUCAUCUCCCAGGUUUCCUCAACCAUGAACUAUGACUCCCGACCCCCUGCCUCCAUGGCCCAGAAAUUACCAGGCUCUAGAGCAGGCAAUGGGAGUGAGGAGGGAACAGCCGGAGAGGAGGCAAAAAAUGCCAUAGCUGUUACCUCUUUACCAGAGCCAGAGAAAGAGGAAAGGGAAAAAGAGGGUGGUGAGGGACAGAAUCAAAAGAAAGCACUUGUGUCGAUUACAAUCGAAUGAGAAGCAUUCCAUUUGAAUUCUUUUGGAUUUUGUGUAGAUGUUUUUGUUUUAUUUGUUGUUGGUUUUUUUUUUCUUUUAGAUCUUGUUGCCUGCGUCAGUGUAAUGCAAAAGAAAAAGUUAACACUGGACUCUGCGUGGAGAAUGCAAGUUGAAAUACUUAUUGUAGUUGACUUUUGAACAGCUUCAUAUGUAGUCGUGAGCAGUUCUUUAUAGGAAUGUUAUUCUUUUUAUUUCCUUUGUAUAGAGGUAACAUAAAGGUAUAUGUUGUAAUUGUUUAAAAAAAAGUCAUUUAUUCUGAAAUUCAGAUAUUGUAAACUUGAAUGUUUAGAACUUUUUUCUUUUCUUUUUUUUUUAACUGUCCUGUAAUUGAUGUAUUUUUCCCUGAAGCUUUAUCAGUUAAAUAAUAACCCUCUAUGAGGCCCUAUGUCAAAUGGUUUUUGUGUAUGAGUAAAAAGCUGUGAGUUGAUUACACCUUCGCCUUAUUCAGUCAGGCUGGAUCAUGCUGGACAAUGAAUAGGAAAGUUGUUCCUCUAAGAUUUUUUUUUCUCCCCCUUCCUCCUCUCUUGUCUCUUUAAAGCAGUUUGUUUAGUCUCGUAAAGCAGAGCGCCUUAACUGUAGCACACUGCUCUUCCUGGCCUGAAACCUGAACUUUUGAGGCUAACAAGUUAAAAUGUGAAAGGCUGUGCUUCUACUUCAUCCUUUUUCUUCUGCAGCAGAAGUCGUCCGGGAUGAUGUGCCACGUAGCCUAAUUUAGUAAAAUAAGCUUAGACUCCGUUUAAGAGAUCCCUUGUUGGUUGUCUCUCAUUUUACAAAGGAGUGAAUUAUCAGAAUUUGUUCUGAUGUUAAGUAAGGAUUUUGAACGCUGUAUUGUAUUAGGGGUAAGAAGGGGAAAAGUUAACAAUCAGCCACCCAACCCCUACCCCCUUCCCCCAACUCCUCCAGUGCUCCAAUUUAUCUUCUACUGUACAUCACGCUGCUAGAUUUUGACAGUUGUGCCUCACACUUUAAAACGAUUGGUUUAAACAUUCUCUAAUAAUAUAUUAAGAAUUUAAUCACAUGCAAAAAGGUAAAAAACUAUGGAAAGAGGUCAUUCUCUUCCUCGUUGGUUAUUUUCUUUUAAUUUUUCUGAUCAGGCUGCUGAAUAAAAGUUCUUCGCUACAAUCCCAGAACUAUAGGUACCUAAUACCUUUCCAGAGAAAAAUUGUGAAAUCUGUAUGUAGCACUUGCUCGAUUGGAUCUUUAUCUAAUGCACAGACUUGUCACUUUUUUUUUCUUUUAGUUGACAUUGCACAAGGCAAUCAUUUGGCCAAAAGCUGCUCCAUUCCAAUGUGAUGUUCUCAAUAAACCAAUUUUUUGGUAUGCAUUGUGCAAUAUCCCGCUUUUAAAAGACACCCAUGUUUCCAAAUGUAGAAAAAAUAAUCUGAUUAUCUAUUUAUCUAUCUAUCUACCUAUAUAAUGAUAGGCAGGUGGAUUGGAUUUUGCACAUUUCUCAAGAAAUUAAAUUUAACACGAGUUACUAUUUACUUCGGUUAAGUAAUAAGAAAUUAAACAACCAAACUAAAAAAAAGUAUAUACUAAAAUCAGUUGUGACAUCUGAUGCCAUGACCUCAUCUUUUGUGUCAGUAUUCUGACUAAAUGCAUUCAGUAACCUCUUGCUUCCUGUGUCUCACCAGGGCUUUUGUGGUACAUUAAAACACCAGUGUCUUCAGUCUGAGAUUUCAUAGUGAUGCAUUUUUCCCAACACGGUAUUGCCUUCUGUAUCUGCUCUCUUUCUGUGGUAUCUGCAUGUUGUCCCGGUCUGAACAAAAUAAGAGCAAAAAGUUAUAUAGCAUGGGUUGAUUUUAUUUGUUGGAUGUUUUGGAUGUGUGUGGAACUACAGUUUUUAUGUACAAUAUUCAACUUCUGUGUCUGAAAAAUUUCAACAGAGAGAAAAUUUGGUGUUUCGAUGGUCAUGAUACUCUUUCUGAUCCUGCAUUAUAAUGUCACCUUAAAGUGAAAUUUUGUACAUUUCUUAUAGCAAUGUGAGUGUAAAUUGUUAUUUGACUUGAGCCUUGUAUUGUCUGCUUUUGUGACAAUGUCUUAAUGGUAUUUACUCAAACCUUUUCUUUUUUUUUUUUUGUAUCUUGUGCCUUGGAUAUUAAAUCUGUAGUAUAUUUUAAUGGCUAAAAAUAUUCAUGAAUAUGACUUCAUACCAUUUUGUAGACAGAAUGCUGGUAGACUUAUUAUGUAGCUAGUGACUGAAAAUAUUUUUGAAGUGCUAUAUUAUUGGUUUAAUAUGUGUGCUUGUGUUUAUUUUGAUAAUGACAAAUGUACCUUUAUUGUUUUGUACCUUUUGGUGGUCCUUAUGCCAAGACAGAUUUGCUGAAUGAUGUUUUGUAAAGUCAGCAAGUUACAACUGAAAUUAAAUAGUUACAACCUAA